UUCGUGUCAGGGCGGCGCAACACGCUCGCGACUCCUCUGCGCUUUGCCGGCUUUCCCCGCCGCCGCGGCUGCUUCCACCUCAGCGUCGAACGGUCCGUGCCCCCACCACACACAUACACACACCGCGCUGGCCCUGGCGGCACCCCGGCGGUAGCAGCCGAGCGAGGGAAGGAAAAGGGCCGGAGAACGAAGCGGGCGCGGCGGCAGCAGCAGCCAGAGCCGCCGCUUCUUCGCAACAGCCGAGGACGGAAGAGGCGGCGGCGGCGGCGGUGGUGGUCGCUCUCAUCGCCCGGGAAGCGGGGGUGGGGUGGGGGCACGCUGGAGGGCCUGGCUCCCCACGUCUUCUGCUCGCUCCGCUCUACGGUGAACAGAGGAAAUGCCCGUGAAAAAAAAGCGCAAAUCUUCGGGGCAGGCGGGCGACGAGUCGGGCCUCAAGAAAUGUAAAAUCAGCAGUUAUUGCAGGUCACCAGCUUCUAAUAAAGUGAUAAGUGGUGAGGAGCAUUUUUCAAGCAAGAAGUGCCUGGCUUGGUUUUAUGAAUAUGCAGGUGAUGAUGAAGUUGUAGGACCUGAAGGAAUGGAAAAAUUCUGUGAAGAUAUUGGUGUUGAACCUGAAAACAUUAUUAUGCUAGUUUUAGCCUGGAAACUAGAGGCUGAAAGCAUGGGAUUUUUUACAAAAGAAGAGUGGCUAAAAGGGAUGACCUCAUUACAAUGUGACGGUACAGAAAAGCUGCAAAGUAAAUUUGAUUUUUUGCGAUCCCAACUGAAUGACAUUUCAACAUUUAAGAAUAUCUACAGAUAUGCAUUUGACUUUGCAAGGGAUAAAGAUCAGCGAAGUCUUGAUAUUGACACAGCAAAGUCUAUGUUAGCACUUCUUCUUGGAAGGACAUGGCCACUGUUUUCAGUGUUUUACCAAUACUUGGAGCAGUCAAAAUACAAAGUAAUUAACAAAGAUCAGUGGUACAAUGUAUUAGAAUUCAGUAGAACUGUCCAUGCGGAUCUUAGCAACUAUGAUGAAGAUGGGGCAUGGCCUGUUCUUCUUGAUGAAUUUGUGGAAUGGCAAAAAGAUCGCCAAGCAUCAUAGCAAGAGCAGCUGUGAAGAGAACGCUGGAUCUUGUGAUGCCCAAUCUACAAACACUGAUUCAAAACCAAGGAUUGCGUUCACAUCCUUAUGAACUUUAGUCAUUUUUUUUCCUUUUAUUUUUAAAGGAAGCCUUGUUACACAUGAAAAGGGCAUUGAACCACACACUUCUGAGACUGAAAAUUUGAGGUUUUUGUCUUAAGUUUCUAUCAUUUCAGAACAAUAAAGAUUCAGAUUUGUAACAGUCUUAAAACGUGAAGGAUAUGACUAUGGGUCCUAUACUCAAAACCAAAAAAAAAAAAAUGUUGAAUGCAUCAGAAAUGUCCAAUAUGAGUGACUGAAUUCCAGAUGUAUGUUAACAAUUGUAGUAGAAUAAGAAUUUGGUAGAUUGGUUCUUGUGGAAUGAAUGCCUUUAGGGAAGGGUGAUUAACCUUAAGCCUUGGCUGGUGCUUUGCAAACACCUCUAUCACUUGUGCCAUAACUGAACAGUGGAGAUAAAGCCUUUAUUAAUUUAUCAGCAAAUCCUACUACUUUUUAGUUUUGUUUUCUAGUAGAACAUUCAUAGUGGCCUGUUUUUGUUUUCCUUAGAAGCACUAGGAAGAUGCCUUUGAUAAAACAAUUGCAAAACUUGAAACAUCAUUUGUGUUUAUUAUAUAUAGGUCUACAUCUUAAUAGGAAAAUUAAGGUAGAUCUUCUGAUGUGCAUUACGCUGAGAAUAAAUUAUUACGAUUCUCCUCCCAUCUCCAAAUGUGGAGAAUAUAUGUUUUUAUUAUCCUAUUUUCAGGUAUACGCAUUCUAAAAUUAGGAAGAGUUGCACUACUUUAUACGAUAUAUAGCCAGCUACCAACAACUGAUUAACACCCAAGGACUACUCAGAUAAAUAUGUUAAGCUAAAUAUAAAUGUUUACAAGACUUAACUUUGUUUUGUGAAACAAAUUAUAUGUAGGAGAACCGCUAGUAGGUAAUUGGAUGAAUAGUCAGGAAAAAUGUAGACCUCCUUCUAUAGCAGAAUUGUGAAAUCACCUGUGUGAUAUGAUACAGUCCUUAUAGCUUACCAUACCAGGCAAAAAAUGGUAGUAUCUAUCUCAGGAUAAUGAAAAUGCAUUGUGCACAGUAUAAUCAGGUUGAGGGUAGUACAAGAUAAUCUCUUGUUUAUAUGGUGCAUUCUAAGUAUUUUCAUUUAUAUUUUUUAUUAUUGGUCACUAACAGCCCUUAAGAAUCUUUCUGGUGCUGGGAGAUGCUAGACAGCAGGUGGAAUUGUAUGUUAGCUGCAGAAUUUCUAUGACCUGUCCAAGGGAUGAUAUAAUAUCAAUGAGUUUGCUGUUCUUUGGCUGUCUGCAAAAGAAAAAGGUAGUUUGAAGUUGCAGGAGGAAGUACAUCAAAUACCUCAGACUUGCUGAUCUGACUCAAUUGCUUUUCUUGAUAAGUAUCCCAUGAUACUGCAUAAUGUUUUCCAUAGCCCUAUAUGAACCAUCGGGCUUUUUGGUGGAUAAGCUGAAAUCCACUUCUGAUUGAUGCCAAACGUUUUUAGGAAGUCAUAUUGUAGAUUAGACAUAGUUGUUGUGGGAGUCAGUUAAAUUGAAGUAGAUGGUGCUUCCAGCUUCUUUAUUUUCCAGGGUGCAGCAUUUCUAACCCAAGGACAUAACUGACCAACACAAAGUAUUUCUUUAUUUCCAAAAUAAUGGAUUUCUAAGGGUUAGAUACUAAAUACAUUAACAAACAAAGCAAAACAAACAAACAAAAUUGAUCAAAUAAGCACUGCAGAGACAAAGAUGGUUUUCAAAUGCCUUAAUAAGGCAGGUGAAGAGUUUGAUUGCCUGAUGUAUUUAAUAUUCACAACCUGAAUACUUAAUAUAAGCCUUACUGUGGAACAGUUAUGGUUAGGAUGAGUUAUGUUCAACCAAUCUUUUCAAAAUGGACAAAUAUCUUGGGUGGGGGUUGCAGCUGGAUUUGGCACUGAUAUUGUUGUUUCCCCAAGUGAAAUAGUGCUUGUUUUCAUUCUCUGAUGUAGAUGGGGAAUAAAAAUUCAAUCU
Notechis scutatus (mainland tiger snake) is the source of this 3111-nucleotide messenger RNA. RefSeq names its product defective in cullin neddylation 1 domain containing 5 (gene DCUN1D5). NCBI's taxonomy places the organism in Eukaryota, Metazoa, Chordata, Lepidosauria, Squamata, Elapidae. Gene Ontology annotation, molecular function: ubiquitin conjugating enzyme binding; cullin family protein binding; ubiquitin-like protein binding. Gene Ontology annotation, biological process: protein neddylation. The record is from RefSeq and is a predicted model, not a curated record. Gene Ontology annotation, cellular component: ubiquitin ligase complex.